Molecule: messenger RNA, 4892 nt
Organism: Bemisia tabaci
Lineage: Eukaryota; Metazoa; Arthropoda; Insecta; Hemiptera; Aleyrodidae
Gene: GlnRS
Product: Glutaminyl-tRNA synthetase
Biological process (GO): glutaminyl-tRNA aminoacylation; translation
Cellular component (GO): cytosol; cytoplasm; aminoacyl-tRNA synthetase multienzyme complex
Molecular function (GO): glutamine-tRNA ligase activity; ATP binding
Source: RefSeq, a predicted model, not a curated record
GUCAUUCUUGCAAAUUCAAUCUAGUGGAUGGUAACUGCGUCAGUGGAACUUUUAGUGGAUCGGAUGCUGAUUCAAAACGAUUUUAUGUCAAGAAUCUAGUGACACCUAUUGGAGCAGUGUCUGACGCUUUGCUUAGGAGUGAAGACAUUGUUAGUCUUCACAUAUCUGGAAUUAAUAUUUAGUUUGAAAUACAAUUGUAUCAAACAUGGCCAACGAGGAUCUAAUUUCAAGCUUUAUGGCUUUGGGGCUAAGUGAACAAAAAGCCAAGGAAACCUUGAAAAAUGAAGCUCUAACAAAAAAUCUGGUAACUGUUAUUGAGUGUGCUGGAGGUAAGGACAAACUAACUAGCUCUAGUACCCUCUUGUACCAUUUAGCUUCCAAAAUUAAGAAACAAUGCUCUCACCAUAUUCCUUUUGUUGCUCAGUACAUCAUAACAAAUAAAUUAGAUUCAACUGUUCGAGUUGAUGCUGCCCUUGAGUACUUGCUGUCGAAUGUCAAAGAAGAUGUCGACAUAGAAAAAUUUGAAUCAGCUUGUGGAGUUGGAAUUGUUGUAACAGCGGAAGAUAUUCAAAAAGCAGUGAGUGAAGCCAUCAAAAAGAAUGAAAAUGAUCUUCUAGAGAAAAGAUAUAGGUUCAACACUGGCCUCAUCAUGCAGGAAAUAAGACCAAAGCUAAAGUGGGCCGAUGGAAAACUGGUAAAAAAUGAAGUUGAUAAACAAAUUCAGUCUUUAUUAGGGCCAAAAACUGAACAAGAUCUUGCCCCCGUUCAGAAAGUGAAAAAAGAGAGCGCUCCCAGCAAAAAGACCAAAGAGUCUGCAAAGAUUACCGAAGAUUCGCCACCGCCUGUUGUUACCAUCAGUGAUGUAAUGAAAAAGUUGAAUUUUCAUAAGCCUGGUGAAAACUUCAAAAGUGAUGGAUAUGUAGUCACUGAAAAAACGGAUGCUCUCUUGAAAGAGCACUUAAAGAUAACUGGUGGUAAAGUCAGGACUAGAUUUCCUCCUGAGCCUAAUGGAAUUCUGCAUAUUGGUCACGCAAAAGCCAUCAAUAUUAAUUUCGGCUACGCUGCUGCUCAUGAUGGUGUUUGUUACCUACGUUAUGAUGAUACAAACCCUGAAAAAGAGGAAGAGAAAUUUUUUGUUGGUAUCAAAGAUAUGGUUGAGUGGCUGGGUUACAAACCGUACAAAAUUACUCAUUCAUCUGAUUAUUUUGAUCAGUUAUAUGAGUGGGCUGUCAAGUUGAUUUCCAAAGGAUUAGCUUACGUUUGUCAUCAGAAACAAGAAGAAAUGCAAGGUUUUAAUCCUCCACCGUCUCCUUGGAGAGAGCGCCCCGUAGAAGAGAAUCUUUCUCUUUUCAAAGACAUGAAAAAUGGUAAAAUUAAAGAAGGAGAGGCAACUCUGAGGAUGAAAAUAACGCUUGAGGAGGGUAAGCAAGAUCCAGUUGCGUAUAGGAUCAAAUUUUUGUCUCAUCAUCGAACUGGUGAUAAAUGGUGCAUUUAUCCUACGUAUGACUUCACACACUGCCUUUGUGACUCGAUUGAGCAUAUCACUCACUCUCUCUGCACAAAAGAAUUUCAAAACAGGCGCUCCUCUUAUUAUUGGUUAUGCAAUGCGUUAGAGAUUUACUGUCCUGUCCAAUGGGAGUACGGCCGACUCAAUAUCAGUAACACAGUCGUAUCAAAAAGGAAAAUCGCUAAACUGAUUGAUGAGGGUAUUGUGAAAGAUUGGGAUGAUCCUCGACUUUUUACCUUAUCUGCUCUAAGAAGACGUGGAUUCCCACCAACUGCUAUCAAUAACUUUUGUGCCAAGAUGGGUGUAACUGGUGCUCAAGUUACUGUUGACCCUAGUAUGAUUGAAGCCACUGUUCGUGAUAUGUUGAACGUAACUGCACCCAGAACCAUGGUAGUCGUUGAACCACUGAAGGUGACAAUAUUGAACCACAAAGAUCUUCAAAUACCCUCAACAAUAGAAGUGCCUGAUUUUCCCAAUGAGCCAGAAAAAGGGUCGCACUUAAUUGCCUUUGAUUCAGUUGUUUAUAUUGAGCAGUCUGACUUUAAAAAGGAGGCUGAAAAGGGAUUCCGACGUUUGACUCCUAGUCAGACUGUUGGGUUACGAUAUGCAGGACUUGUUCUGACCUUGUCUAAGUGUGUUGAAGAUAAUGGUGUAAUCAAAGAGCUGGAGGUGACCGCAAGUCCAGCAACAGCCGAGAACAAACCAAAAGCAUUCAUUCAUUGGGUAGCGAAACCCGCAACUGUUGAAGUUCGGCUUUACGAGAGAUUGUUCCUUCAUAAAAAUCCUGAGGAUCCUAAUGAAGUGCCUGCAGGAUAUUUGUCAGACAUCAAUCCAGAGUCAUUAAAAAUAGUACAAGGUCUGGCUGACAGCUCAUUGGUUAAAGCGAAACAUCUUGAACAAUUCCAGCUCGAAAGAGUAGGAUUUUUCUGCGUUGAUUUUGAUUCUUCUAAUGAUAAGCUCAUUUUAAAUAGAACUGUUAGUUUGAAAGAGGAUGCAGGGAAAGUAUAAAUGAUAUAAAACCUCAGUUUUUCAAUGCAAAGGAGCCUUUAAAGUUUAUUCAUUGUUUAUUUUUUCUUUCAUAAUUAUUUCCACUUUGUGUAACUUAUUGAUUUGUCAAGAUUUCUAUUUCAAAAACUUUUCUUUCUCGUGAAUAGUCAUCUGUUUCUAUUCUAUCAAAUGAAACUAACAUUGCCAUUGAUCUAUCUCAAUAUUUGACCAAAUGGAUGGACGUAAUUAGAUAAGCAGCCUAACUACAUCAAACAUUGCCCAAUGCCCUUUCGUAUUUAAUUUUUUGAGCAGAAAAUUAAGUAACAUUCUAAUUUGAAAUUUUUUAAAUAGGAAUAUUCUCAAUGUGCACGAAGACGUUAACAGAAAGUUUCAAGGGGUUAUGUUAUUUAGCUUUAAAUUAGCAAAUUAAAACGCGAAAGAAACUUUUGCAUUGCUUAAUGUAAUUAAGCUCAUACUGGGAAAUCCGUCCAAAUAGCGAUUGAAAGUUUAGAUCAAAUUUUGUAUGCACCAGCACCCUCAGGAUGGUGCACAAUAUUGUAAGGACUUUUUUGAAGUGUUUUCUAUCUUGUAUUGAAUAGAUUUAGUGUAUCGAAGACCAGUGAAGAAUUGGUGCCCUAGGCCUAGGCGUCAUGAAGUAUGAUGACUAAGAAGUUUGAUGAUCAUAAUUUUACCGGUCAAUAAAAUUGCAAACCCAGCAAAAAGAUAAUCUCUCUAAUAAAGUGAUGUGCCCAUGCAAUAGAUUUUGUAAGCUUAGUUUGUUGUCCUCGGUAUCUUUUCCUUAUCCUGUCUACUUAACAUCAUGAUGAGUAUUUACAACACUGACUUCAACUAUCAAGUGUAGCCAUCUUGCGUGCUGUAAAGUUUUGACUAACAGGAGCCAGUAUGGAUCCCAUAGUAAAUACAAGCAUUCUAUUUAAAUCAAGAUCACAGAUUUACUAACCGUCAAGCUAUGAUCAUCAAACUCUUUUCUUUCAUGACACUCCUGUGAAAAGUUCCUCAGUAUUGCUAGAUUUAGAAAAAAAAACUCUUUAAAUAUGUAUCUUUAAAGAUAAAUUGUUUACAGGUUCCACGGAUAGAGUAUUGAUUUUAUAAUCAUUUUUGAGUAUUUGAGUAUGUGACAGCUAAGUCAAUGCGACUAAUGAAAGCCAAUCAAAAUUUUUGAAUGUCAUUGCUUUAAUCUUGGUUAAACACUUAGAUAUGCUUUCAUAAAUGCCAGUAAAAAAGUGGACUUCAAUCAGGACUAGUUAGUCGAUACAUGUUAAUUUUAAUUAAUAUUUUAUCACUUCAGUUUGGCCAUUACUGUGCUAUUUUCAAUAUGAAAAUCAACAUUAAGUUAAAUAAUUUUAUCAUUUUGCCAUCUCCUUUUUCUUUUAAAAAUGAAUAAGAAUUUUUGGUCUUCAAAGUCAAUUAGUCAAUCAUUGUAUCAGGUAUUUUGCCAAGAUACUGAAUAAAAUGAAUCAAUAUAAAUUCCAUCAUCGAUAGUCCUGCUGAACAAAGUGAGGAGUAUGGGUUUGACCACUUUUCAGUGGACUUUUGUAUCAGAUAUAAAAAUUGACACAAAUAAUUAUCUCUGGAAAGAAUCUCUUCCCCUGUUGAUAUAAUAUCAGUUCCCCUGUUGAUAAUGAGUUGAGAAUAAUACUCAGUGCCCAAUUAAGCCCUGGCAACUCAGAGAGAAAGAUUCCAAAAUUCUCGGUGUAUCUUUAUGAGGAUGUUAUCCUUGUCAUCUCUGUCACAUUCUUUUAGCCGCACCAAAGAACUUGUAAACAAUGAUUUUGAACCAUGCAAAUCCCAUUUACUUCAGAUUUAUUUCAAGAAAAUAACGGAAAUAUUAUACAUGUUUCAAUCAGUUUUGAGUAAAAAUAUCCAACGGAAUAAUAACUUUGAGAAUUUGCAUUAAUUCAAGAUUAAAUGGAACAAGAACUAUUAUAUUUGGACGUAUUUAAAUCAAAAGGAACUAUAUCAAUUCUCACACAAGCGCAGAAAUCUAUCAGAGCUCAUGCAUGACAGGGUUUAUGUCACAUUGCAUAUAGUUCCUUUUACUUUAAAUGCUUCCAUUUAUUCAGUGAAGUUAUGUGAUAUGAACUUCAAUACUUUACUCCCUGUGGGAGUCCUAGCAUCUAGUCUAUGGUUUUGUAAUCCGUCGACAUCUUGAUUGGCUUAAAACUUGUCAAAUAUAAUUUUAUCUAAUAUUUUAUGUUUUUUUGUGUAGCAAGUGCUUUAUUUAAUUUUUUAUUUAUUUAUUUAUUUAUUUUUUACAAUGAGCCUCCUUUCUAACUAUUUUUUUUUUCAAUUUGAAUGCGAAUUUUGUCAUAACAUGCAUUGAUGCUUUUGUCAAUUCAGUCAUCAAAUGAAUUAAACAAUCCAAAAAAUCAACCUA